AUGUCGUCGCCCCACUCGAAACCAAAUCCCGCAGAUUCAGGCCGCGUUCGCUCCAGCAGGGCUUGUCUUUCCUGCUCCCGCCGCAAGGUCAAGUGUGAUGGUCUACAGCCAUGCAACAACUGCUCCAAGGACUCCACCCUCUGCGAGUACGGUGCUCGGAAGAAGCGCGGUCCGCCCAAGGGCUGCGAUCCUAGAGGUGGUCGCAGGAAAAAGGCACAAGAGCUUGGGUCGGACUCCAAAUCGUCGCUACCGACCAAAGUGUCGCCGCCGUCGACUGUAGCUGCCUCUGUGCCUCACUCUCUCUUCACAGCUCGCAGCUCGGACGAGCGCCCUGCUCCUCAGCACUACCCUUCAGACCAUACACUCCCCCGCUCAGACCAUCCCAGAUCGCCUCUGACGCCUCCCAAAGGGGAAGAGUAUCGAACAUCGCAGCCCGAUGUUACUUCUUCGCUCUCUGCAAAAACAUCCUUUGAGGCACGUUUCUCUUCAGCUGACAGAGCCGGGUCCACUUCGUACCCGUCACGCGAUCCCCAUCCCGCAUGGUCCAGACCCUCCUAUGAGCCGCCAAGCACGACGAGUCCUCCCUUCUCAAGCCAUUCUUCUCAUCGAGUCGACGGCACGUCAGCCACCUCCGCCAGUCAUGCGCAUCACUAUCUACAGCCACAGCUUCCAGCGCAUCCCCAUUCAGGCCAUCAUCAUCCAGAUCGCUCUUGGCCAUCUUCUUCCUCUGCCGACCGCCACUCGCAGCACCAAACAGCGUCAUCAACUCACUCGUACGAUGCCUAUCCUCUGCAGGCACCUUUGCGCGACUAUUCUCGUGCCUCUCCGUUGGCCUCGCAUCACUCUAUGCCACCGCCGCCUCACACGAUCUCCACAGAAGCAACCACGCAUUCCUUGCCCUCUGUUCGUACCAACGGGGCCAAUUUCACACCCACAUACCCUACGCAUCGCCCGUAUCCGGGUCGCGGAUUGCACGAUGGUCCUGCAGGCCUCUAUCAGUCUGGAUCAUCCGUCUACGACAGGGCCUCGACUCUACCACCAGCAUCCUCCCUGACCCGACGCCAUCCGGUUUCAGCGAGCAGACUCACAGAGGCCGCGACCACUUCAGCGCCUUUGACAGCUCAGUGGACUUCGGCGGCCUCGCCUGCGUUUACAAGUGCUUCACAUGGCUACAGUCCAUCCACUGCCGCAGUUCAUCACCGAUCAUCCUGGCACAACGGCUCACAGCCACCUUCACCGCUUGGUCCAGCUUCUUUACCGCGCUCUCAGGUCUCCUCCCCUGGCACCCAUUGGCACGACCACAACGAGCGGUACAGUCCUGCCACCGGCGAUCAUGUGCAUCCCUCUUCGUCUAAGGUGCAUCUCGAAGACCGCUUGCCGACCCACAUCCUCCAGCGACUCCUCGACAUCUACAUCACCUUUGUGCAUCCGCAUUGGCCCAUCAUCUACCUACCCUCCAUUGCCUCGCUGCACUCGCUGCGCCACACUCGACCCGUCGUCUUUGAAGCCAUCCUUGCUGUGGCUUCCAACACCUUUGACGCAUACCUCGACUCGGCUUCCCAAGACGACCAGCAGAGCUCCAUCCCCGUCCUCGAGAGGCUCUAUGCCGAAUCACCGCAAAGUACCGAGCCAGCCUUCAAGUCCAACGAGCUGCGAGACCACUUCCUGCAACGCGUCAAGACACGCAUCUUUGAGGGCAAGUUCACGCAGGACAUUGGCACCAUUCAGGCUGCCAUUCUCGUCAGCGUCGUGGAGCUGGGAAGCGGACACUCCUCGAGCGCAUUCCAGUUUGGCGGCAUCGCCUGCCGAAUGGCUCUCGACAUGAAUCUUCAUCGCUGUACAGCACAGUCUUCUUCCACCGCGGGUGCUUUUGCCAACAGCCGUGAUAUCCAGCGCCAUGACGAUGCUGCUAGCAAACCAAACAAUGGCAGGGUGGAUUCACCCGCGUGCGCAGCGCAGCUUCAAGAAAAGAUGCGUGUAUUCUGGGCCUGCUACAUCGUCGAUAAGAUCCUCUCCACUGCGCUCGACAAGCCUACUCAGCUUCGCAUGGCUGAGAUCGAGGCAGAUUGGCCAUCCGUGCAGGAAGCUGACGAGUACGAUCUUUGGCUCAACGAGACAACGGGUAAGUUUGUCGACAAGAGCCAGCUUCCGUACCUCGAAGGCGUCAAAGUGCAUGCCCUCAGCAGCUUCAAGGCGUGGGCCGAGGUCAUGGCCAUCCUCGAGCGCAUCCUCGAAGAAGUCUACAGCCCUCAGGCGAAGCGCGACCGUCACCGUACCAAGGGCGUUUCUGACUACGAGGCGCUGCUCCGGCUCAACGAUCGCUUGAUCAAGUGGCGCGCGGAUCUGCCGCCUCACCUCAAAUGGUCAGGAACUUGGACGUCGCCAGAGCUGCUCUCGUCGACGUCGGCACGCAGGAGCACAGCGGAACGCAAAGAGUGCGAUCCGCACCGUGGCUUUCCGCCACAGAUUCUGACCAUGAGGUCGUGGUACUGCAUCUGCCUCAUCCUGCUGCAUCGCCCGCGCGUGCCGAAGCUGUUGUGUGGUUCCAGAGGGCGCAGCUCGAGUUUAGUCGACGAGACUGGAUCGGUCGACCCGGAGAAUCAGAAGGAACCAACAGGCGAAAAGGGUCAGAAGAGUGAUGCACAGGCAGCCGUCCAAGAGAAGGGCCCUGAGCUUGCUGGACUCGAUAUUUGCAACGCAGCCGCCAAGGAGGUGUGUGACAUCCUCCACGUCUACGGAUCUUCCUUCCGCAUCCGGAAGAUCUCUAGCAGUUGGGUCUACCUCAUCUUUCAAAGUGCCACCAUCCACGCCGCGCUCGCCGCCAGUAAGAGCGUCGUUGUCUUCAAAGCGCGUCAGUCGACCAUCUGGAGUCGACAGGGAUCUGCUAUCCCUCCAAACGAGCUGUCAUCGGCAGGCCCGGACGGUGCCCAACUGGGAGACGAAGGGGAUCUGCAUGCCGCUGGGGGUGGCGACGCCGAAGCACAUCGCGUGACCGAAGCUGAGCUGGAGGGCUCGUCCGAGCCGGUCAAGAGUAGCGCGCUUUACCUUGCUGAGUGCGUGCGCUACCUGAAGAGGAUCGGUCCUACAUGGCAGAGCGCGUCGCAUCACGUUGCUGUGCUUCGCAACUUGUGUAUUGCAAGUGCCCAAGCGAGACCGUUGAGUCCAUCCGUGCCGCAUGCCACGGUGAAAGGGACGGAUCAGCACGCCUCGCAAGCGAGUAACUCUGCUUCUGCUGCUGCCAAGACCGAGGAUCAUGACGUGGAAUCAGACCUGCACCCUUUGCCGGACUCUGAAGCUGGACACGCGCUUCAGCAACACGGUGACUGGUCUGCAAAAGGUAGACAGCACGAUGCAGGCGCGGCUUCGGAUGCAAGCGGGGUGGGCAACGCGCAGCAGUCACUCCAACAGGCCGGCCAAAACGGCCAGCACGCCUACCACGGCCAUGAAAGCAGAGCUGCGGCCGCAUUACUCGGAGGUAUCGCUCCUACUACCGCAUCGAGCAACCUUGGCCUUGGCGCUUCGCACGAGUGGCAGUAUCUGCAACCUGCUAACCACACAGCAGUAACUUCCCACGCACAACUACUCGCAGCACCCAGCAUGGCCGUCAAUCACCAGCACGCCCAACAGCAACCGCUGCAGCAAGUGGUGCAGCAAAGCAUGUACGCGAUCAACGCCAACGACUCGACGUUCUGGGCCUCGAUGCCUGUUGCGUCAGAGGGGUACAACGACUGGGACGAGUUCUUCAAGACGUUCAACCCGGGUGCGGGCGCAGACUUUGCGUCGCAGCAGGUCAACUACCACCCGACUGCUGCGCUCGACCUGAUCACAGCGUUGCAGGAUCCCAAUCGGUUGCUCAGCAGUCUUCAGCAACAGCAGUAA
Messenger RNA from Sporisorium graminicola, 3879 nucleotides. RefSeq lists its product as uncharacterized. Gene Ontology annotation, molecular function: DNA binding; zinc ion binding; DNA-binding transcription factor activity, RNA polymerase II-specific. Bases 1 to 3879 code for a protein of 1292 amino acids. The record is from RefSeq and is a predicted model, not a curated record. The transcript has a single exon. Gene Ontology annotation, biological process: DNA-templated transcription; regulation of DNA-templated transcription. NCBI's taxonomy places the organism in Eukaryota, Fungi, Basidiomycota, Ustilaginomycetes, Ustilaginales, Ustilaginaceae.